Punctularia strigosozonata HHB-11173 SS5 is the source of this 868-nucleotide messenger RNA. Its product is annotated as proteasome subunit alpha type 5. Gene Ontology annotation, biological process: proteasome-mediated ubiquitin-dependent protein catabolic process. The record is from RefSeq and is a predicted model, not a curated record. NCBI's taxonomy places the organism in Eukaryota, Fungi, Basidiomycota, Agaricomycetes, Corticiales, Punctulariaceae. Gene Ontology annotation, cellular component: proteasome core complex, alpha-subunit complex; nucleus; proteasome core complex. The coding region runs from base 63 to 791 and encodes 242 amino acids. The transcript is spliced from 7 exons.
UCGGCUUACGCGUACGCCGUAUAGCUAUCACAGAUCCUACUUCUCCCUCACCAUCCCCGGAUAUGUUCUUGACGCGCUCAGAGUACGAUCGAGGUGUGAAUACCUUCUCGCCCGAGGGACGUCUCUUCCAGGUCGAGUAUGCUAUCGAAGCAAUCAAGCUCGGUUCAACAACGGUCGGCAUCAAGACGCCUGAAGGCGUGGUCCUCGGGGUCGAGAAACGCGUCCAGUCAUCGCUGAUCGAGCACGCAUCCAUUGAGAAGAUUAUGGAGAUAGACACCCAUCUAGGCGCCGCCAUGUCUGGUCUCACCGCCGACGCUCGCACCAUCAUUGACCACGCCCGCGUCACCUCCCAAAACCAUGCAUUCACCUACGACGAGAAGAUCAAGGUAGAAAGCGUGACGCAAGCCGUCUGCGACCUUGCUCUCCGCUUUGGAGAGAGUAUACACGACGAGGAUGCGAUGAUGAGUCGACCCUUUGGUGUAGCGCUUCUUAUUGCGGGAAUUGACGAAUUGGGGCCGCAACUAUACCACACGGAUCCGUCAGGGACCUUCGUUCGGUAUGAUGCCAAGGCGAUUGGGUCGGGAUCCGAGGCUGCUCAGAGCGAACUCCAAGACAAAUGGCAUAGGCAAAUGACAUUACGGGAAGCGCAAAUCUUGACCCUACGCGUGCUCAAGCAGGUCAUGGAAGAGAAAUUGGACCAUCAUAACGUGCAACUGGCGCAGGUGACACCCGACAAGGGUUUCCAGAUCUUGAACGAGCAGCAGCUGAAGGAAGUCAUCGAUGUGAUGUGAUGACUCUGUGUAGUAUAAUAUCGCAUUGCAUGGAACACGAUCAUGGUCUCUAGACUUUCCAUGUUCCAGCCAUUCUC